AUGAAUCAAUAUCAAUAAUUUCAAAAAAGUUUCUAUCAAGCUAAUGAUAAAAAUAAUAGAAAAUUUAUUACAGGUUAAAUAAUUGAAAUGGAAAAACAGCCUAAACCACAUGGCAAAUUAUUACCAAGACAAGUCAGACUUGAAGAAAAUAAUAUGUCUCAAAUUAAAAAUUAAAAACACAUAGAAUACCCAACUGGUUUCUUAAUAAUUAAAAAAGUAUUGAUGAAUAAUAAAUUAGUAAGAGUUUGAUAUUUUACCAGAAAAUUAAAGAGCUUAUUUUCCAUGGACUAAUAAUUAAAAUAAAAAUGUAAGAGUAGUAUUUGACCGUGCUCUAGAUGGGUUGACUAAAACAUAAAUCUUAGACUUUAAAAAACCAACAGCUGUUUAUUUUGAUGACUUUGAUUUAGGAAUGAGAUUUAUAGAAUUUUUAAAAUUCAAAAAUAAACAGAAACUAGAUCAUUCUAAAGAAAUAAUUAAAAAAAUCAUUAAAAAGUGGUUUUAUUAGCAAUCACUAAAAAUUGCUGAAAGCUAAGUUGAGAAAUUGAGUAUAACUGCAAAGCGUAUUUAAUAAUAGAAAAAAACAGAAUAAAAUGAAUUUGUAAUAGAUUCUGAUGAAUUGUUAGAAUAUGAUAAAGUAAGAUAUGAAUAAAUGUUUAAAAUACUAGAAAAAAUGGCUGAUCAGGAGAAAAAACAUUAAGAGGAAUUAAUGAAACUAUAAAAAAUUGCAAAGCUGAAAAAAUAAGAAAAUUUUAUUAAACAAAAAGAGUCAAAGGCAACUAUGGAAUUACUUAAUAAUUGGAAAAAAAUAGCUAAUAUUAUAUUAAAAGAGAAGGAGGAUUUAGAAGAAUAAUAAUAAAGAGAAUUAGAAGAAGAAGAAAAAAGAUUACAAAAAGAAAUUGAAGAUAUUGAAAAUGAAUAGUAAAAAAUAUCUUAAAUAAAAUAAAAUGAGGAAUAGUCAUAAAUAUUAUAAUAAUAAUAAUAACAAUAAUAAUAAUAAUAAUAACAAUAAAAAUUACCUCAACAUAAAGAUUUACAUCUUACAAACUUCAAACUAAUUAUAGGUUAGCAUAUUAAAUUAUUUAAUCCAAUUUUGCAUAUUUAGUUUAAAAGAUUAGAAUCAUAAAAUUAUAGUAGGAUGGAAUUUGAUAGAGGUCAAGAGAUAACUUUUAUGUAAUUAGAUAUGAAAGGAUGGACAGCUGAUCUUCAAGUUACUUUAUCAGGAUUUUAAAUUAAAGAUGCUUUAGAUUUAGUGAUAUAUGAUGAUUAUUAAGAAGUAAAUGAGAAAAUUUUGGCUAGAGCUUAAGAAGAAUAGAAUAAUGUGUUGGCUUUCUUAGCUACUGCUAAAAAGGUCAUGUAAGGUAGAAUUUACAUAAUAGAUUUUGAGAAGAACUUAAAUAAUAAUAGAAGACAUUUUGCUAGUUUGGAAGUAUCAGCAAAUUUGUAACAAUAUACUACAGGAAAUGAAUUAUUAAAUGUACCUAUGAUGCAAAUUGAUAUUCAUGAAGAUAGUCCUUUUAGGAUAUCAAAUACUACUAUUAAUCCAUUUUAUUUAGAUAUUAUAGAAAUGCCUUUUACAGCAUAAGAAUUGAAAUAUUUUGUAAGAUAAUUAAAAACUCCCUGCAAUAGUUUGUAAGAAAAAUGGGAUUCCUUUAAAACUGAAGCUUUAGAAAAUGCUCUUCAAGUUAGAGGAUAAAUAUGGGUUAAUAGUAAAUAAUCAGAGGAUGAUUUAAUUGAAAUUUAAGAGUAUAUUUUGGAAGAACAAGGAAUAGAGGAAUAAAAAGGAAAAUUUAUUUUACUCUAAGAAUAUUUAUAACUUAAUCCAAUCCAAAAUAAAUAAUGUUUGGUUAAAAAUAAAAUAAUUGAUGCCUGUAAAAAAGGAUUUACGAAACAAUCUAGAAAGGAAUUAAUUCCAAUUUUGUUACAAUUCAAUACUAAAUUAGAUAAAUUCACUAGGGAUAUUGGAUUAGAAUGGAUUUAAAAUGAAAGUAUCAUAAAACUAAUUGAGAGUGAAGUGAACUAAUAUAUAGAAGAAGAAACAAAAUAAGCAAAUAGUUAAAAAGUAUAAAAUUAUAUUGCUAGUAUAUAAUUUAAAGAAGCAACUAUAUGGACAGAUCAAUAUAUAAAAAAGAUGGAAUAAUGGAAGGAUAGAAUUACAAUUCUAUUAAAUUGUUUUGAAAUGAGUAAUCACACAAAAAAUAAAAUGAUUUUAACCAUUAGAUUGUUUCAACUUUUUAAUUGUUAAGAAGGUUGCGAUGAUUAUGUUUUCAAAAUAAUUUAAAGUUUAGAGUAUAAACUAAUGAUUCCAAAAAUUUCAUUUGAUAAAUUGGAUGCUUAAUGGUUUAAAACUCAUUUAAAUAGUCUAUUUAGUGAUUUCUUUUAUUUUGAUAUUUGGUUAAGAGUAUUUGAUUAUAUAAUUGGGAUAGGAUUUGUAAAUGGUGAUUUUGAUAAAGCAAUAGGAAGUGUGAUUGGUGGAAUUUUAAAUGAGGUAGAUUAUAAAUAAUAUCGAACCUAAUAAGAAUUCAUAACAGGGUUGACUAUUUAUGGAAAGCUUCUUUGUGAUCCUGAAAAAUUGAUAAUGAGCUGUUUUGACUCUUAUAAUCAACACGAAUUUGUUUAUUUAGAAUCAGAUGAAUAAAUAGUUGAAAUUUUGACUUAAAAUGUUAAUCCUUUGGAAUAGAUACUUAAUGAUUAAAUCUAAUAAUAAAAACCACAUUAAUAAAGUUUUAUGAUUGAUGUUCCUGAAGAACAUGAAGGAUCAAUUUAUGAAAUUUUAGAAUAACAAUAAUAAGCAGUUUCAUUGCCAAGAUCUCAAUAAAUAUAUCUAUUCAAAUAAAAAAUCGAUAAAAUUCACAUUUUAAUUCAUUCAAUGUAUUUACAUAAAAUAACAUUUUGUGAAUAAAAUAUGGUUACAAUUUAAAAUUAAAGAAAAGGUGAAUAAGAUGGAUUAUAUUUUGAAUUACCAUAUUCAUCAUCAAUUUUAGAAAUUUAAAUUAAUGAUAAUUUUAAAGGUUAAAUAGAUAUAGAUUACUUUUAAGUAAAUACAAUUUACAAGAAUUCUUUGAUUUUAAAUGAUAAUUAUGAUAUGUAAAGACAUUAUCAAAUAUCUGAGUUAGAAUAUUCAAUCUUAUUAACAGGAUAAGGAUUACCGUAUGAAAGAGUAAAUAGUAAAGAUACAGCUGUAAGUAAUUUUAAUGAUCUAGCAACUUAAUUUAAAGUUUAACACAAUUUCUUAUCACAUCCAGAUUCAUUUAAGCUAGGAAAUGUAUUAAAUUAGGCAGAAUUCAAAUAAUUGAUGUAAUAAUAUUUCAAAUUAGAUCCUGGAUCUCAAAAUUUAGAUCAAUUAUACUAAAAUUUAUUACUAUAAGGAAAUCAAAAGAUAUAUUUGGUUGAUAUUUUGAUGAAAUUAACAUAAGACAAAAAUAAAUAAUUGGAAAUUUUAAAUUUAUUCAAUCCAAAUGAAAAAUUGAAUCAUAAAUAGUUAAGGAGAUAGGGAUUGGAAGGAGGUGAUGUAAAAUUUUUAAAGGUAUUGAUUUCAGAUGAAAAUUAUGAAUAAAGUGUGGAUUUGACAGAAUACUUUAAUAAUUUAUUGAUGAAUCAUUUUUUAAAAUACAAUUCUUAUGAUAUUUUAUUUGUAGAUUAGAAUAAUAGAUUAUACUUAUUAGAUAAUGCAGGGUCGUUUUUGUAAUAGCUGCGAACAUGUAUUUGAUAAUAAUAUUUUUAGAGAUUUUGAUUUUAAGAUUGAAAUUUAGCAGUUUUGGGAAUAUCAGAAGAAUGUAAUAUUAGAUUACAAAGUAAUUUAAAUUAACAAAAGAAAUGCCAGUUUCUGCUACUUCAAUUAAGGAGUUAUUAGAGAAUAACAAAAGAUUAUUAUCAUUAGACAAUAAUUAGAAAUUAAUGAUUGAGAAAAAAUUGAGAUUUAAUGAGCAUUUAGUAUACUUGAGGUGCAGAGAGGGAUCAAAAUAAUUUGAAACCUGUAAUCUUGUUGGAUAAGUAUUGAACAAGAAUGAAGAAUUGCAAUAUUAUGUGGUUCAAUUAGAAAAUGAAAAGAAUAUCAUAGUUUAUAAAGAAGAUGUGUUAUUAUUCGAUAACAUUUAACUAGAGGAAUUACAGAUGUAUCAUAAGAUAUGGAAAUCAUAAUGA
Messenger RNA from Paramecium sonneborni, 4140 nucleotides. NCBI's taxonomy places the organism in Eukaryota, Ciliophora, Oligohymenophorea, Peniculida, Parameciidae. The record is from the annotation of a GenBank genome assembly.